AGUUUGCCGGCAUCAACGCAGCGGUGUAGCGGUGCAGCGAUUGAAUUUAUGUUGUGAUAGUGCCGUCAACAAUAUCGGUCGGUGCUCCCCACAGCCUUUCGACAUCAUUUGUGUCUGUCCGUGGAACUGCGACUUCGUCGCCAACAACAGCACGGUUCUGCGUUUCGAAAACUGUGGUAUGGAACAAAGCAAGGCGUACCCUUUGGCGGGUUUCGCUUACGACUGGGACUGGAGGCCUCUGGAAUUCGACAGUCCGCCGAAUCCGUUGAAGGUAUGUUCCUCGUGCUGCGUCAUUCCCAGGGAGGUUCGAGUGCUGCCUUGUCGACACGCCCUGUGCGACACAUGCUACCAAAGAGCUGAGAGGCGCUGCCCCAUGGACCGGGAAACCUUCGAUGAGGGCCAAGUCGAACGUCUCUCCACGUCUCUGGAAGACGUGGCAGACCGCCUGGUCUGGUGCUGGAACCGUCGACACGGCUGCACUUUCAAAGGGAUGCUCGUCGAUAUGGUGAACCAUUUUUACUCAAAGUGUCCCUCCCAUGUCGUGCAGUGCUUCAAGUGCUACGCAUCUGUUCAGCGAGCGGACAUGGCAAUGCACAACGUGAAGUGCAGCAGCGACGCUGUUCAAUCGGAGAAAAAUGCGUCGUCGGCAGACGCGGCUCUGAGACGCCACUUCGAAGAAGUCCGCAGGGAAGUUGGAGGUUCGCUGAUGUACAUCGCCGACUUCAUGUGCAACAUGGAAAGCAAGCUCAAUUCCCUGUCUGAAUACCUUCAUGACGACACCGUCAAGAAUGCGGAAGUGCGCUCGACAGUUGUGGACGUCCUGAGAUAUGCGGGGCGUCUGGCAGUAACAAAGACGUGGCGCCCUCGAGAGCUGUCCCUUUUGGUAAGCCGGGUGGACUAUUACUCCAGGAUCGCAGACUACAGAGAGGAAAUUUUCAGCGUCCCGUCAGAAGUGUGUGGAUACUCGCUGAGACUGGGCGUGAGCUGCCAGCGGGACAACGGCAAGCUCACGCUGGACUUCAUGGUGCAGUUCUGUAAGAGUUCCAUGGACCCGUGCCUCGGAUGGCCGUUCAGCAAGGCGUUCACGCUCGCGCUGGUUAACCCACGGGGAUCGUCGGGCGACAUCCUCUGCACCGUGAACGCGUCGGCUCUGCGUCGCGAGUCAGCUUUUGAAAUGCCCGGAUAUGGCGACAAUCCGCCGUUCACGUUGGUUAGCUCCGUUCCCGUGCUCGAUAAGAAAGCGUAUUGGCGUAGAGGCACACUGGAAAUCCGCUUCGAGAUAAAGCUGUCAGACGCGUAGCUCACUGCACCCUGAAGAUAAAACCUUUGUAAACAGCUAGCAUAGAUUUUUCUUUUUAUUUUCAAUGCUGAAAGCGCUGU
Ixodes scapularis (black-legged tick) is the source of this 1380-nucleotide messenger RNA. RefSeq lists its product as uncharacterized. Gene Ontology annotation, molecular function: protein binding. The transcript is spliced from 2 exons. NCBI's taxonomy places the organism in Eukaryota, Metazoa, Arthropoda, Arachnida, Ixodida, Ixodidae. The coding region runs from base 179 to 1300 and encodes 373 amino acids. The record is from RefSeq and is a predicted model, not a curated record.